AUGAGAGUCGCCAUCCGCGAGCAGCUCGCCGCGCUUGUGCUCUUCGCUGUCCUCCUGUCCCUGGCCAUCAUCUCCAUCCCAACAUGGAUCUUUGUCCACAACUUCGUCGUCGACGUCGAGUCCGACGGCCUGGCUCUGACCGCCUCGCUCAAGGCGUCCGCCAUUGCAUCUGAGCUCGCUCUGGCGCAGACCAUCUGCCAGACCGUCGCCACGCGCAUCCUGCUGCAGCAGGCCUUUAUCGACUUCUACAACCAAAACUCGACCAACAAGACGGACCCCUUCGCCAAUGCGCGCGCCGACCUCGAGAGCGCCAUGGGCACCACCCGCGGCCUCACCGGGCUCCUGCAGGCUCGCCUCUACUCGCGGAACUCGACUGGCGACGGCCACCGAGGCCUGCUGAGCGUCACCGGUGCCGGCGUGGGCAAUGCGACCAAUAACAUUGAGCUCCCCUACCUGACGCCCGACGGCUCCAGGGUCAACCUCAGCGAUACCGAGUACGGCUACCCGCUGUCGCUGUACCCCAACAUCACGUACACCAAUCUCGGAUACCCAAACCCCUAUGUGCCGUCAACGCCGGCCUAUGGUGCCUAUGCCUUUCCGAACGUCAAUCUGAGCACCGGCGGCGGCCUGGUGCUGGGUCCUCUUGUCGUUAACGAAACCUUCGCCCUCAUCUCUCUCACCAUCCCCAUCCGCUCCUUUGCCAUCUCGGGCUUCAUCCUCGGCUACUUGACCUUGGUCCUUUCCGCGAGCUCGCUGUCCACCAUUCAAGCAUCGCCCGAGGGGCUGGGCUCGACUGGCGUUGUCCUACUCGUUGGCCCGGCCAAUCCAUCCAACCGCUUCAACGUUUCGCAGCCGGCGAGCAACGACACAUACUCGCCUACGCAGCCCAGUUUCAAAAACACACCCGUUCGUUUUGUCAUACCUCCCGUUCCGGUCCCAGGGCAGUCGGAUCGACACUCGUCGCGUAAUUACCACUCCGGCAACUAUUAUGGACGUCCGUUCCCCCUCCAUGACUAUCCUAGUCUGACAAAGGUAUAUACCCGCAAGCUCUCGCCAUUGAACAAUUCCACCGUGGAUCUCUCCACCACAAACGAACAGGGCGUGCCUGUCGCCGUAGGUGUCGCUCGCCCCGCAACUACCCUCGUCAAUUGGGCGGUAGUCGUGGAAAAGGCCAAGAGCGAAGCUUACCAGCCCAUCGACAAGCUGAGAGAUAUCCUCUUGGGAUGCGUCUUUGGAACGGCCGGCCUUAUCGCAAUCCUCGUGUUUCCCUGCGCGCAUCUCAGCGUCUUGUCCAUCAGGCGGCUCAAGGCCGCGACGGAAAGGUCCAUCAAUCCUCCGGGAUACGAGGAGUAUGACGACGCGUAUGAUGAAGAACACACAGGCUCGGGAGCUACUAGUUCUAAGCGAUCCGACAAGGGCUUCUUCUCUACCGUGAAGCGCAGGAUAUGGAAGGAGAAGAAGAUUCUGCCCAUCAGCGAAUCCGACGCCCACCGACACGUUUUCAAGAUUCCUGGCAGAGUUGAGGUUGGCAAACACUACAUCACGGACGAACUCACGGAACUCACGGAGACGUUCAACGAAAUGACGGACGAGCUGCUCAAGCAGUACACGCAGCUGGAGGACAAGGUUGCAGAGAGGACGCGGGAGCUUGAGGUGAGCAAGCGAGCGGCAGAGGCUGCCAAUGAGAGCAAGACGCUCUUCAUCGCCAACAUUUCUCACGAGCUCAAGACGCCCCUGAAUGGCAUCAUGGGCAUGUGCGCUGUCUGCAUGGAAGAGGAUGAUAUUGUACGGAUAAAACAGUCGCUCAAAACUCUCUAUAGGUCAGGAGAUUUGCUACUACACCUAUUAGAGGAUCUCCUCAGCUUUUCCAAGAAUCAGAUCGGACAACAUGUCAGCCUUGAGGAGAGGGAAUUUCGGUUGGGUGACAUCAAAUCGCAAAUGCUGUCUAUCUUUGAUAAGCAGGUGCGCGAGAGCAACAUCACAUUCACCGUGAGCUUCCUCAGUAGCGAGAAUAUCGAGCUGAAUGGGAGCAUGGACCAAAACAUGUUGGAGAAGAGGCUGCCGGCUUUGGGUCCUAACGGUAUGGGACGUCUGAAGGAUGUUUACGUCUGGGGUGACCAGCACAGGAUUCUGCAGGUCAUGAUCAACCUCGUCAACAACAGUCUCAAGUUCACGCCGUCCGGAGGCAAAGUGGAACUUCGCAUCCGUUGUGUAUGCGAGGUUGACCGGCUGGAGACUGAUGUCAGUCGGACUUCGUCUUUGUCCAAGAGUGGCUCUGCAAGAGUCGGGCGAAGCCGUCAUAGAGUCAGCUCGGGAUCGACACGCUCCACCAACUCCAGGACGACGAAUACCUCCACACCACUCAGAAACGGCACUGGUACCGCCCUCGCCAUCAAUCCCCUGGACCCAAAGGCCACGCCUCACGUUCGCAUCCGGGAGCGCUCACCUACUCCGCCGCCGGCAAACGCGAAGCCAUACAUCUUUGAGUUUGAGGUGGAAGACACGGGACCGGGCAUACCUGAGCAUAUGCAGGACAAGAUUUUCGAACCGUUUGUUCAAGGCGACCUUGGACUAAAUAAGAAGUUUGGAGGAACAGGCCUGGGUCUAAGCAUCUGUUCACAGCUGGCCAAGCUGAUGGGCGGGUCGAUCACCCUCAAGAGCGCUGUUGGCGUUGGGUCAACGUUCACGAUGCAGAUACCCCUCAAAUACGUCAAGGACCGCCCGCCAAGCACCGCCUCCAGCAGCACAGGAUCGAGGCCAACCAGCGUCAGGUCGGUAGUUGGCGAGGGGCCCCGGAGCUCCUUGAAUGGAUCGGCCUCGCCGCUGCAGGACCCAAAGUCCAAGAGCAGCCCAUCUCUGUUAGACAACAAGCUGCCCCGUCUCGUGGGCUUGAGUGCGCCGUUCUUCGCCGCAAAGCCGAACUCCUCUGCCAGUAAGGAGGACCAGACGGCAGCCAUUGAUAAAGCAAUGGCCAACAAGACGGGCAACGGCAAACUGCGCGUCCUUGUUGCUGACGAUAAUGCGACCAAUGUUGAAGUAGUGAGCAGAAUGCUCAAGUUGGAGGAUGUCUAUGACGUGGCCAUUGCCAAAGACGGCCAAGAAGCAUAUGAGCUGGUAAAGGCCAGCAUGGAGAAGAACCAGCGGUUUGACGUGAUUUUCAUGGACAUCCAGAUGCCCAACGUCGACGGGCUGCAAUCGACGCGACUGAUUCGCAAAAUGGGCUAUGUGGCGCCCAUCGUUGCGCUUACUGCCUUUUCCGAAGAGAGCAACGUUAAAGAGUGCAUAGAAUCAGGCAUGGACGAAUUCUUGAGCAAGCCCAUCAGGCGGCCAGCCUUGAAGAAGGUGCUCAAGAAAUUUGUCACUAUACCGGAGGAGCCAGAGACGACGAAUGGCUCGACGAAAGAAAAGGGAACAGGUUUUGAUACAACUUCGGCGAACGGGACGGCGAACGGGACGGCAACGGGGAUAAACGGGACCGCGCACGGCAACAUGAAUGGGAAAACAAGGGAUUGA
Messenger RNA from Trichoderma reesei QM6a, 3513 nucleotides. Its product is annotated as histidine kinase. The record is from RefSeq and is a predicted model, not a curated record. Lineage: Eukaryota; Fungi; Ascomycota; Sordariomycetes; Hypocreales; Hypocreaceae. Gene Ontology annotation, biological process: phosphorylation; phosphorelay signal transduction system. Gene Ontology annotation, molecular function: phosphorelay sensor kinase activity. The transcript has 2 exons. Bases 1 to 3513 code for a protein of 1170 amino acids.